Protomyces lactucae-debilis is the source of this 1651-nucleotide messenger RNA. RefSeq names its product ferritin-like domain-containing protein. The transcript has 2 exons. The record is from RefSeq and is a predicted model, not a curated record. The coding region runs from base 284 to 1612 and encodes 442 amino acids. Lineage: Eukaryota; Fungi; Ascomycota; Taphrinomycetes; Taphrinales; Protomycetaceae.
GCGUUAAGAGCGACUACCACCACCAAAUGUCUAAAUUGAGACGCUCCGAUCUGCCAUGAGCUCAUACUUUGCCAGCUAUGCCAUCAUAUGAUGAAUAUUGGCUGCACUCCUCAUUGAGAUGUGCGAUCCGGCGGUAAUCGAGCUGCCGCGCCGGCUACCGCAUGUGUUGUCGAUGCGCUCAUUGUCUCAACCUCGUCUCGAUGUCAUGGGAGUGCCGAUCAGUGAAUCAUGCUUAGAGCGAUUAUAAGAAGACUAGACUCACUGCCUUUUGCCAUGCCCCAAGAUGGCCAGGUUGACACUUCUUUUGACAAGUUUCGCAAUUGCCACCACGGCUCAGAGCACCGGGUCUCUCGGUCUCGGCGAGCCAAGCACUUCCCUUGUUGACUCUGCUACUUCGACGCAGACAGGCUCUAUACCUGCAGAGACAUUUGGUCAGACUGGCGUCAACGCAUCCUCCUACACCUAUGUGGCAAAUGGUAGUUUGACUGUGCCUCAACCCAAGCCAUAUACGCCUGCAGGUGCAUUUGGCAACAACGGCUCCCUUCCCGUCUAUCAUCCUUUGUCAGACUUUGACUACCAGAGCUUGAGUCUGGCUCUCUACCAAGAAUGGAUUGAACUGGAUCUCUUCCAUUAUGGCCUUGCAACGUUCUCAGAUGCCGAAUUUGACGCAGCCGGUAUCGAUCAGAAUGGCAGAUUCCUGAUACAAACACUCGCAGAUCAAGAAGUCGGACACGCCACACUCAUUUCAAACAUGCUGGGAAGUUCAGCGCCCGAGCCAUGCGAGUAUCAGUACCCCUUCACCACUGUCAAGGGCUUUAUUGAUUUUUGCGCAAGACUGACACGUUGGGGAGAAUCGGGCGUCUAUGGUUUCCUGAAUCGCUUGGAUUCCCGCGCUGCUGCACAACUCCUUCUGCAAAGUAUCGCCACUGAAGCUCGCCAGCAACUCAUCUUCAGACAACUGGAUGGUCUUGAACCUGUUACGGAAUGGUUCAUCCCUGGCGCUACGCAGAGCAUGUCGUGGACACUCCUUGCACCAUACAUCAAAGGUUGUCCUGCUCGCAACUUGGGACCUCGUCGACUCGCCUGGCAAAACUUCCCGGCCCUCAACAUCACGAAUGGUCCCUCUGUGGUGCCACCAUACAACACGACAGAAGUAUUCAAUGCGUCCCUGACACCAUCGCACAACCGCACAACGCCCAUCUCUGCACCGUUUCGCAAUGUGUCGAUGACUUAUGACGCACCAGGCCAGCUUGUCGGUCCCAACAGCUCGUAUGUGACGUCGACGGGUACGUUGUUGCCGCCUACAUACGUUGCGUGGAUCUCACAGCUCAAUGUGACGUUCUCGCCAUUUGUCAUGACGGGCAACAACUCUGGCUAUACAUUGCAGCCCAAUGGCACCAUCUGGCCUGCUGUUUAUGGACAGUCGCCACUCGUUGAUAACGUCAAGAAGUUGGGUACUUUGAAUGAUCCAUCGUCAAAGGAGCUACUCAAUGGAACUGUCUUUGUGAUGCUUGUUGAUGCAUUGACGCCUGCACUCAAUUUGACGCCAUUCAAUUUGAGCAACAUUAAUCAGCAUAUUGUUGCUGGUCCUGCAAUGUACCUGGUGGGCUAGGGGGCUAGGUAUCAACGAAUCUUGGUAUUAUAUACAAGC